Messenger RNA from Erythranthe guttata (spotted monkey flower), 2135 nucleotides. NCBI's taxonomy places the organism in Eukaryota, Viridiplantae, Streptophyta, Magnoliopsida, Lamiales, Phrymaceae. The record is from RefSeq and is a predicted model, not a curated record.
AAAUAAAUUAAAUUCGAUUUUUUUUUCUCCAAGUCAAUAUUUCUUAAUUUUGUCUUCCUGUCUUCUCCCACCAGCACAAUUCGGCCAUUUUUCUUUUCUUGAUUUCUUCUAAGUAAAAAGAGUUUUAAAUAAUUGUGUCUUGAAUUACCUAGUCCAAGAUCAAGUUGAAAAUUCUUGCCCGAAACUUCAUUAUUAAGAUGUGGGAUUGAGUCGUUAAUUCGUGUAGUGGCUGAAAGGAUUAAUCUUGGAUAAAACCCAGAUGAAAUGGAUAGGAUUGGGAUUGAUAAUGGGAUUGAUAAAUCCCCUCCUAGCGCAUCGAGUGGGAUAGGGGGUGAGGGAGGCAGUUUAAUGGAAGCGACGAGCAUUGAUCUCAAUCAAGAAACAAGUGGUACCAAAGUUUGUAGGACAAGUAUGUUACAUACAUAUGAAAAUGUAUCUAUAGACGAGCAGUCCAAUCAGUAUUCGACACCCGAAACUAACCAUCAAAGACCAAAAUUAAUGAACUCAUCUUCUGUUGUCGAGGUUUCAAAGGGCUUCAGUCUUAGUCCAUCUCUUGGGGCUCGAAGAGGGUUGGAUUAUUGUAUCACGGCACCGGUGCAGAGAAAUCUAUUCCUUGAGAGCCAAGAAUCUGCGAUUUCGAGGUCUAUGAGUGAGAAGAGGGGUACUCCUAUGCCUCCUUUAAAGUUGGAUCGACUCUCCGAACGCGAGAAGGUGAAAAUCUCGCUGUACACAAUGUCUCGAAUUUUCCUCGUUUAUUUAAUGUUUCUGGUUUACGUUUUCUUGUGUUUGUUCAUAUGUUAUGUUUACGCGUGUGAAUAUACAGCUCAGGCGAUUAUUGCGAACCCCCCUGCUUACGGGCAUGCACAUGUAGCCGAAGCGCUCGGCGUUCCCCUGCAUAUGUUCUUCACAAUGCCUUGGACGCCUACAUAUGCAUUUCCUCACCCAUUAGCACGUGUACCGCAAAGUGCAGGAUAUUGGCUGUCGUAUAUUCUCGUGGACUUGCUGAUAUGGUGGGGCAUAAGAGGACACAUUAAUAAUUUCCGAAAAAAUAAACUGAAUCUUCCGCCUAUUGCAUAUUUUAGCACAUACCACGGCUCGAUUUCUCAUCUCCCAACGGGAUAUAUGUGGAGCCCACACGUUGUUCCCAAGCCAAAUGAUUGGGGCCCGUUGGUUGAUGUAGUUGGUUACUGUUUUUACGACCUCGGGUCUAAAUACCAACCGUCUGAAGAAUUUGUGGAGUGGAUACUAAAGGGAUCUCCACCGAUUUAUAUCGGAUUUGGAAGCAUGCCUCUGGAGGAUUCGAUCAAAACUACGAAUAUUAUUUUGGAAGCAUUGAAGAAUACUGGGCAAAGAGGAAUCAUUGAUCGAGGGUGGGGAGAUCUUGGUGCUCAUUCAAAUAUUCCGGACGAUGUUUUCCUUCUUGUGGAUUGCCCUCAUGACUGGUUAUUUCCUCAGUGUUCAGCUGUGGUUCAUCACGGUGGAGCUGGUACAACAGCAACUGGGCUAAAAGCCGGGUGUCCUACGACCAUAGUGCCGUUCUUUGGAGAUCAAUUUUUCUGGGGAGAGAGAAUCUAUCAGAAAGGACUUGGACCAUCUCCGAUCCCCGUAUCACAGCUCACCGUCGAAUCUCUUUCUGAAGCUAUUACAUUCAUGCUCCAGCCAGAGGUAAACUCUCGAGCAAUGGAAAUAGCGGUAUCGAUACAAAACGAAGACGGGGUAGGAUCUGCUGUGGAUGCAUUUCACCGCAAUUUGCCAGCUCAGCUUCCUUUGCCAACACCACCGCCUUCGGAAAAAGACGAAGGCCCGAAUCCUCUGCAAUGGUUUUUCAUUCAAAUUGGAAGAGUGUGCUCCUUACCUUGUGGUUCUUAGAUUAUUAUUCCAUUGUACAUAGGCAAUAUCUAUUAUUCAAUUUUUAUUUUUAUUUUAUUUGUUUUCUUUUUGUAUUGGUUGUGUUAGAAGAGAGAGUGUAUUUGUCCCCACAUUUUUUCACUUGAGAUAUAGAUGUAAGUUGUGAGAUCACUUGUAAAAACCAAGGCUUGUGUUUAUUUCCAUGUUUAAAUCUUGUCCUCGAAUCAUGGCCAUCAAAUUUUCUUUUGAAAGAUAUAUAUAUAUUUGAACGAUUAGUGAUCGCUUCU